AAUUUAUUCGGAAAAAGAAGUGAAUUUGGAAGAUGAAGAACCCAGGUUCUUCUCUUGCUACUUGCUUACCUCUAUUUGCCCCAGGUUCAAAGGCCACACUUAUAUUGGAUUUACAGUGAACCCUCAGCGUAGAAUUAGACAGCACAAUGGAGAGGUGAGGAUGGGUGCUUAUAGGACCAAGAAGAAGCGUCCUUGGGAGAUGAUUUUAUGCAUAUAUGGCUUCCCUACUAAUGUAUCCGCCCUCCAGUUUGAGUGGGCGUGGCAGCAUCCAGUAGAAUCCCGUGCAGUUAGGCAGGCAGCAGCAUCAUUUAAAACUCUUGGAGGAGUUGCUAAUAAGAUUAAAUUGGCAUAUACAAUGCUUACUCUCCCUGAGUGGAGAAGCCUAAAUCUCACAGUAAAUUUCUUCUCCACAAAAUACAAGAUGCAUUCAGCUGGUUGCCCCAGCCUCCCAGAGCACAUGAGAGUCCAAGUUUGUGCACUGGAUGAACUUCCCUGUUAUACAGGAAUUGACAGGGAUGAGUAUACAACCAACGAAUGGGACAAUAGUGAAGAAUAUGAGGGGAGCAGUGAAAAAUUAACAGACGGAAGAUCAACGGAUUCUAACAGUUCUUUUAGUAAUCAAGACAGGACCGAAGAAAAUGUCGAUGAACAUAUUGAUUGGAGAGAAGAACUUGACGAACAUGCUGAAGAAAAUAGCACUCCCGGUAGAGAGGAUCCUGAGCAUUCAUAUAUUAUCAUUGACUCCCCCGUGAGAACAUCAUCUUCAAUUCAAAGUAGUUCCUUUGAUAUAGCAGACAACAAAGACAGAUACGAAUUGGAUGAUGAAUUUGAUGGGAAGCUGGGCAAGCAGGCGAACAGGCUGUUUUCAACAAAAACAGAUGCCUGUCAUGAUCCAUUGCCAACCAAGAAUGCUGGUUUUUCUAGUGAAGUUGAGGUUAUUGAUCUUUUUACUCCUCCAUGCUACAAAGUUGCUGACAGCAAGAAAAGAAGACUUUCUACUACUUGUCCUGAAAUAAUAGACCUGACAGACUCACCUAUUUAUGUCUAAUGUACAAGCAUAAGGAUGCAAUGCUAGGGGAACAUGUGACUGAGAAUCUUUAAACCGGUGGACUGAAGUUGAUCCGGAAGUUAAUGAUCGAGAGGGGUGUGCGCAAAACACCUGGAUGCAGUUCAAUCGAGGUUGAAAAUAUUGUAUAUGAAUUCGUAGAUGGAGAUACUUCACAUCCUCAAAUUACUGUAUUCCUGAAUAAGAUUACGAAGGAACUAUAGGCUCAUGAAUAUGAACCAGAUACAACUUCCAUACUGGAA
Molecule: messenger RNA, 1308 nt
Organism: Lycium ferocissimum
Lineage: Eukaryota; Viridiplantae; Streptophyta; Magnoliopsida; Solanales; Solanaceae
Exons: 4
Coding region: 161-1048 (295 amino acids)
Biological process (GO): double-strand break repair via homologous recombination
Cellular component (GO): Slx1-Slx4 complex
Molecular function (GO): crossover junction DNA endonuclease activity; 5'-flap endonuclease activity
Source: RefSeq, a predicted model, not a curated record